Messenger RNA from Medioppia subpectinata, 1080 nucleotides. The record is from the annotation of a GenBank genome assembly. NCBI's taxonomy places the organism in Eukaryota, Metazoa, Arthropoda, Arachnida, Sarcoptiformes, Oppiidae.
CAUCACGACGAGACCGGCGAAUAUCCCAUCGAUAUUAUCAAAAAAGCUCACGCUUUGGGUCUAAUGACUACUAGUAUUCCCGAAGAGUACGGCGGACAGGGUUUGUCUCUUGUGGACCACUGUCUCAUCGACGAGACGGUCGCCUACGGCUGCACCGGAAUCGGCACAGCGAUGACAGCCAACGCUUUAGGUCAGGCGCCGGUCCUUCUGUUCGGCAGCGAAGAGCAGAAGAAGGAGUAUUUGGGCAGAUGUGCGGCCGAACCGGUCAUGUGUUGCUAUGCGGUGACAGAACCGGGCGCUGGAAGCGAUGUGAACGGUGUCCGCACUAAAGGCGAGAAGAAUAAAGACGGCGAUUGGGUUAUCAACGGCCAGAAGAUGUGGAUUACGAACGCCGGUCACGCGAAUUGGAUGUUCGUGUUGGCCCGCACUAACCCCGACCCCAAAGCCAAGGCCAGCGAAGCGUUCACCGGUUUCAUUGUGGACGGAGACACUCCCGGCGUUAUCAUUGGGCGCAAGGAAUGGAAUUUGGGUCAGAGGUGUUCCGACACCAGAGGAAUCACAUUCGAGAACGCAGUGAUCCCUAAGAAGAAUGUGCUGAUCGGCGAAGGGAAGGGCUUUAAGAUAGCGAUGGGAGCGUUCGAUCUGACCCGACCUCCGGUGGCCGCGGGAGCCGUGGGUUUGGCUCAGCGGGCGUUAGACGAGGCGACGAAAUACGCGUUCGAACGCAAGACAUUCGGCGCUCCCAUUGCCAGCCAUCAGGCAAUUCAGUUCAUGUUAGCCGAUAUGGCGAUAGGCAUCGAGACGUCUCGCAUGGCAUACAUACGGAGCGCCUGGGAGUUCGACAACGGGAGGCGAAACACGUACUGGUCGUCGAUCGCCAAGUGUUUGGCCGGCGAUGUGGCCAAUAAGUCGGCGGCCGAUGCCGUCCAGAUCUUCGGCGGCGCCGGCUUUAACUCUGAAUAUCCCGUCGAGAAGCUUAUGAGAGACGCGAAGAUAUUCCAGAUCUAUGAGGGAACCGCUCAGAUCCAGAGGAUUAUCAUCGCCAGAGAGCACUUGACUAACGCUAAGACCAACUUAUAA